Messenger RNA from Lotus japonicus, 1779 nucleotides. RefSeq lists its product as uncharacterized. Lineage: Eukaryota; Viridiplantae; Streptophyta; Magnoliopsida; Fabales; Fabaceae. Bases 1 to 1779 code for a protein of 592 amino acids. The record is from RefSeq and is a predicted model, not a curated record. The transcript is spliced from 2 exons.
AUGUCUGAAGCAUCAGGGAAGCACGACUCUGUCAAGGCCAAGGUUGAAAGAACUCCACUUGGUGUGAAAUGCAUGGGCCUCAAGAGUGGUUCAUCAGGUUCUAAGAAGAAGUUUGAGAAGAAGACAACCAAGAUUCCAUCAAGAAAGGUGUAUCAGCCUCAAGCUCGUGACAAGACUACCUCAAAUGCUCCUAUUAUUGAAGAUGUCACAGAUGAAGAAGAACUUUCUGCUGAAAGCUCUCCCAUUGGUUCAAAUCAAGAUGUUGUGCCCGAUGUUAGGGCUUCUGUACCUGCAGAUGGUUCAACUCAAGAAAUUUCCGGAAAGGAAUCCACUGCUCAUGAAGAUUCAGGUGUACCCACUCAUUCUGAUGGUUCUUCUUCUCCUUCGAAAGAGGAUGAACCAGUAUAUGUGACCAUUGAUGAUUCUCAGUCCAACGAAUCAAGCCAGGCUCCUGCCUUUAUUCAGAACAUCUCUGAUGAUGACUCUGAUGAUGUUCCGUUAACUUCUUCUAUGCCUGAUAGUGUUGUUGCAAGAAUCAAGAGAAAAAUAAGGGUUCCUGAUGUUGAAGAAUCUCCUGCUCCAAAGAAGAAGACCAAGUCCACUCCAACAACUUCCAAGUCCAAGCAAAAAUAUGUGAGGGGAAAAGGUAAGCAACAGAAAGUUAAAUCCAAGAGUGUCACGAAGAAGAAGGUUCCACUUGCUGCUGAGGAAUCUGGGUCAGAUGUUGAGGGGGAUGUCGAGGACAUCUUGCCUUCUGAGAAGAAGAAGUAUGUAGGAAAACGCAUUCCUCAGAAUGUCCCUGCUGUUCCUAUUGACAAUGUGUCCUUUCAUGCUGAAGGUCAUGUUCAGAAGUGGAAGUAUGUGUGCCAACGCAGAGUUGCCAAGGAAAGGGAUGUUGGCUCUGAUGUACUUGAGUGCAAGGAAGUGGUUGCACUUAUUGAAAAUGCUGGACUGAUGAAGACCAUUCUCAAGGUGGGAAGGUGUUAUGAAAAACUGGUGAGAGAAUUUCUGGUGAAUUUGUCUGUGGAAGUGGGACUUCCUGAAAGUGUUGAGUUUAGAAAGGUGUUUGUCAGGGCAAAAUGUGUUGAAUUCUCCCCUGUUGUGAUCAACAAAGCACUUGGCAGAAGUGCUGUUGAGUUUGUUGAUGAGGAGUUGUCCUUGGAUGUGAUUGCCAAAGAGAUUACUGCUGGCCAAGUCAAGAAGUGGCCCAUCAAGAAGUUGCUGUCUACAGGAAAACUGAGUGUGAAAUUGAUCUACAAGAUUGGCACUUCUACUGCUUUUGAUUUUGGGUCUUUUGUGUUUGAACAGACCUUGAAGCAUGCUGACACUUGUGCUGUGAAACUGCCCAUAUCAUUUCCAUCUCUUCUAACAGAGAUUAUUCUUCAACAGCAUCCUCAGAUCAUCAGGGCUGAUGAGGUUCCUUUGCCAAAGGGUGUUCCUAUUACCCUGGAUCAAGGAUUGUUUAUGGAGCCACGUGUCAUAGACAUUGUUGUGUCAUUUAGCAGGACUUCUGCCCCUGUUCCUGUGAGUGAAUCUAGCACUAAGGUUAUUAUUGCUGAAUUAAUGGCUGUUUCUAAGGCCCUUCAAGAGACUAUUAGGAUCAGCACUGCAAGGAAGCUAAAGGUUGAUGCUUUGCUUCUCAAGCUUCAAGAGGAAGAAGAUCAAGAGGGUGAGCCAAGUGGUGCUGCUGCUGCUCCUCAGGAUGCCAGCACUGAAGAAGAGGGAGAAUCUGAGGAGAAUAUAGAAGACACUGAAGGCGACUCCAGUUCUGAUGAUUAG